Molecule: messenger RNA, 1530 nt
Organism: Peniophora sp. CBMAI 1063
Lineage: Eukaryota; Fungi; Basidiomycota; Agaricomycetes; Russulales; Peniophoraceae
Source: the annotation of a GenBank genome assembly
AUGGCAAAUGUUGCAGCUGUGAACUAUCCUAUAAGGACGAUGAAGUCGAUGGUUCUCGAUGGAUACGAGGCACACGUAUACUGUAAUGGCGCACGACUCCCCGAAUUCGUUGUGACCGGAGUCGGCAACGACAAGAUGGCGUGCUAUAUACCCAGCGAGGCGGGCAAGGAAUUCUCCCUACGCGUCACGGACAGGUUGCGCAGCAGUAGACGCAAAAAGCUUUACGUAGGGCUCUACGCUCACAAGCAGUUCUUAACGGGUAGAUAUCUUGACAGAGGUGGCUCCAUUGAGAUUGAUCGAGUCAUCUCUGGUGAUUCGCAUCGCAAGCUCAUGUUUGACGCUGUGAAAACCGCGGAGGAGAGACCCGAUAUGAUCAAUGCGAGUGUUGAUGUCGACUCGCUGAACAUCAUCGAAGUGAAGAUAUGGUCUCUAGAGCGUCAAUUGGUACCGCCUGCCGAACCCCUCAAGAAUAAACGGUCACCGAAGAAAUCCGCUCAUUCCGCCAAGCGUAACGCUGAGCAUGGGUGGGGUAAUCGGCCAGAGGAGGCCGUAGAGUUUGUUGGGGAAGUUAAUGAAACGUGCAAGGUGCAGGGCUUGAAUACUGUGAGUCUUGGGCCCGAGAUUGCAGGUACCAGAUCAAAAGCGCCACUCGUCGGCCUUAUUUCGCGAAGCGAGGAAGAGCAGGAUGAGGAGGAUGCAGAUGAGGAGGAAUUGGCUGAAGACUUCGACGCAGAUCACACUUCAGACGACGAUUACCAACCUCCAAAGCCGGCAAAAGCCACAUGGCAAUACUGUUUCGUGGAGCCUGAGGACAAACCCAGAGCGCAUCUCAUAUUCAGGCAUCAUCCCAAAGAGUUUCUACAGGCCAUGCAUUGGAUGCCGCGAAGUCGCCCUUCGACCCCUGCUGUGACUGAAGGAAACUCAACCCCUACAGCAGCGGACAACGGUCAAGCAUCUACAUCGUCGAGUGUCGAGGAACAUACGUCAGUCGAGCAAUCCCGUUCCGUGCCCGAAGGUCUGGAGCCACCUCCGGCAACCAUCCGACAGCCUCCGCCUGAGGAUGCUCCGAUCACGCCUUCGUCUACGCCGGCUCAGGAUGACUCUUUGCAGAUUCCCACAUCCCCAUCAGUGCCACCAACUAUGCAAACUCGCGCGAGCACGGCGGGAGUGGCACAACCAGAGGCCGAAAUGCCACCAUCAUCGACGUCGUCGGCCAUCUCCAAUGCAGUGGGGUCUGCCUCCUCCACUGAGCUCGCCACCUCACCGGUGAUAGAAGAGGAGGACGUCAAACCCGACAUCAAACCGAAUGUCGCUGAUCUAGAAGUUAUAGCGGACGUCGAUGCAUUAGAUGACUUGGAGAGAAAACGCCUGGAGCUGGAGCUCAAGAAAGUUGAAUUGGAGUUGAAGUUGAACCGAAUCGCGCAAGGAACUAAACGUCGCCGGAUCGAGUCGGCUAUCACGGAGAGAAGAGUCAAGGUGCGCGUGGGCUCCCCGGAGAUGAUGGACCUCACUCUUGACGAAUCGGACUAA